AUGAACAACUCAGCCAAGCAUGACGCUGAUGCUCGCGUGCCAAGUCCAGCUCACCUAGCUGCUGUAUUCAACCUUUUUGGAGGAUCAACCAUGGCUUUGAGGGGUAAACAAAGAACGUUUCUCAGUAAACAUGUUCUCUUCCUCAUUCUCUCUCGCAUUUCCUUGCUUCCGUUUACUACUAUCCAAAGGAGGACCGAUCCGUAUAUUUACUCAAUGUUUGUUUUGCCAGCCACUUGA
This is a messenger RNA of Pyricularia grisea, 237 nucleotides long. RefSeq lists its product as uncharacterized. The transcript has a single exon. The record is from RefSeq and is a predicted model, not a curated record. NCBI's taxonomy places the organism in Eukaryota, Fungi, Ascomycota, Sordariomycetes, Magnaporthales, Pyriculariaceae. The coding region runs from base 1 to 237 and encodes 78 amino acids.